AGGCUCGGCAUAGUGGGAGUCACUCUGUGCCACACCGGGAGUGCCUUUUGGAGACGUGGGGGUUGUUUGCAGAGAGAGGAGGUCAGUCAAGCAGUGGUUGAUGGAGGGAGAGCAAGACAAGAGGAGGCAGAGAGCAGUUUUCAGCCCUUCUGAAUCUUUUAUAAUAGAGAUCUUCCAACAUCAAGCUGCCUGCAAGGACUGAGAGAAAGAGUUGGUACUGAGGUGUGCAUUUAGCAUGCACCAACAGUGACACAGGGACAGAGAGGAAAGAAGGGAGCGUGAUUGAGAACUGGGGUGUGCACUGUACAGACAGCAAAACCAGGAGGGAGAUGGCAGAGAACCAGUGUUGAGAAGAGGAAUUCUUCUCUCCUGGAACGAGCUGUAUGUGGCCCUGCUGUGUGUAAAGCUCCUCUAAAGCACGGUGCAUGAGCCAAAGGAAAGAGAGAGGGAGUGGGCUCGACUGGCUGGCUAAUCCCUAAACGCGUGAAAAACGUGGAAAGGGGGGAAAGGAUCGAAAGCACAGAGGCAACACAAACAACAAAAAGGUAUGUGUGAGCUGGCCUUUCCCUGGGUGAAUGUUUGUGUCUGAGGUCCCUUUCAACACCUCAACCCAGUGUAAACUUCUGUGUCUGGAUAAGACAAGAGGAGGGCAAAAGCAACUGUACAUGACGAGCUGACGUGACUGAAUUUGGACAGAAAGGGGCAGAAUUUGUAAUAGGAAGGAAAGUCUGCCACACAGGACUCUACCCAGCUUGCAAGGAUGUCAUCCAACGAGCUGAGCGUUGAGAUGGACUCCUGCAUCCGUACAUUCAAGGAGCACAUGCACCUGGAACUGGAGCCUCCCAAAAUCCCAGGGGUAGGGAAGAGGGGCGCCACGUCCCCCAAACUGUCCCCCAGAAGCUCCCCGCGCCUCUUCCGCAAGCUGAUGGUCAACAAGAGCAUCCGGCAGAGGCGACGCUUCACUGUAGCCCAUACCUGUUUCGAUGUGGAGAAUGGCCCGUCUGCUAGCUGCAGCCCUCUGGAUCCCCAGACCUCCCCCGGCUCUGGUCUGGUCCUCCACACCAACUUCCCCGGUCAUAACCAGCGUCGAGAGUCCUUCCUCUAUCGCUCUGACAGCGACUAUGAUCUGUCGCCCAAAUCCAUGUCACGAAACUCCUCCAUCGCCUCUGAACUACAUGGUGAUGACCUGAUCGUAACGCCUUUUGCUCAGGUUUUGGCAAGCCUUCGAAGUGUAAGGAAUAAUUUCACCGUACUGACCAAUGUCCAGUGCGCCUCCAGCAAGAGGUCUCCUGCAGCAACAACUCAGCCUCCAAUCACCAGGGUUUGUCUCCCAGAUGAGGCGUACCAGAAGCUGGCCAUGGAGACGAUGGAGGAGUUGGACUGGUGUCUGGACCAGCUGGAGACCAUCCAGACCUACCGCUCUGUCAGUGACAUGGCCUCCAACAAGUUUAAAAGAAUGUUGAAUCGGGAGUUGACGCACCUAUCUGAGAUGAGUCGGUCUGGGAAUCAGGUUUCCGAAUUCAUCUCUAACACCUUCCUAGACAAACAGAAUGAGGUGGAGAUCCCGUCGCCGACAUCAAAGACGCGCGAGAAAAAGAAGCAGCAGAGGCAGCAGCUGAUGACACAGAUCAGUGGGGUCAAGAAGGUCUCUCAUGGGCCCUCGCUCUCCAGCAGCAGCAUCUCGCGCUUCGGCGUCAAGACCGAUAAGGAGGAGCUGCUGUCCAAGGAGCUGGAGGAUCUCAACAAGUGGGGUCUGAAUAUCUUCACUGUUUCUGAGUACUCUCACAACCGCCCUCUUACCUGCAUCAUGUACGCCAUCUUCCAGGAGCGAGACCUGUUGAAGACGUUUAAGAUCCCCAUGGAUACGUUCGUGGCCUACAUGAUGACAUUGGAAGAUCAUUACCAUUCAGAUGUGGCCUAUCACAACAGCCUGCAUGCUGCUGACGUGGCCCAAUCCACCCACAUCCUCCUCUCCACUCCAGCCCUGGAUGCGGUCUUCACAGAUCUUGAGAUCCUAGCAGCCAUCUUUGCUGCAGCUAUCCAUGAUGUUGACCAUCCUGGAGUAUCAAACCAAUUCCUAAUCAAUACCAACUCUGAGCUGGCGUUGAUGUACAACGAUGAGUCAGUGCUGGAGAACCAUCACUUGGCUGUUGGAUUCAAGCUACUGCAGGAGGACAACUGUGAUAUCUUUCAGAACCUUACUAAGAAGCAGCGACAGUCCCUGCGCAAGAUGGUCAUCGACAUGGUUUUGGCCACAGACAUGUCCAAACACAUGAGUUUACUGGCUGAUCUGAAGACUAUGGUGGAGACUAAGAAGGUGACGAGCUCUGGAGUGCUGCUGCUGGACAAUUACACCGACAGAAUACAGGUGCUACGUAACAUGGUGCACUGUGCUGACCUAAGUAAUCCCACCAAGUCCCUGGAGCUGUAUCGUCAGUGGACUGAUCGGAUAAUGGAGGAGUUCUUCCACCAGGGAGACAGAGAAAGGGAGAGGGGAAUGGAGAUCAGCCCCAUGUGUGACAAACACACAGCCUCAGUGGAGAAGAGCCAGGUGGGUUUCAUCGACUAUAUCGUGCACCCUCUGUGGGAGACAUGGGCCGAUCUGGUCCACCCUGACGCCCAGGAUAUUCUGGACACGCUGGAGGACAACAGGAAUUGGUACCAGAGCAUGAUCCCCCAGAGUCCCUCCCCGCCCUUCUACGACCAGGGCACGCACGGACACAGUGGAGGCACUGGGGGACAGGGAGGCGGGGAGAAAUUUCAGUUUGAGCUGACCUUGGAGGAGGAGGACUUGGAUGGAAUAGAGAAAGAUGGCGAAGAGGAGGAGGAUGAGGAGGAAGAAGAAGAGGAAGACUUAGAAGAGGAGGAGGAUAGCCUUGGAGAUUCUCGUUCUCCUCCCCUGGACUAUUCGGACGGUCAGGAUCACGAGGAGGGCAGCAUGAUGGAGCCCACGUCGGCAAUAGAGAUUGUGACACACGAGGCGUCACCCACAGACACAUAGGGCUUCCAUCAUCAGGCUCACAUGGUGAUUUGAAAGUUUUUCGAAAACGAGGGGCGAUCCUCUUGCAGCUGUGCUUUUUAGUAAGCCUGCAGAAGCAAGGGCUUAGUUUCGUCCCGCACAGGGGCGUCUUGCACUUGGGUGUUUGAAGCCAGUCAGGGGCGGACAGUUUCAGUGACGCGGCUUCAGAGUUCUCAGGAAAUAAUUACUGCGAACAUUUUAGUCUUGAUGAACAGGCGAAACUGAUGGUGGAAAUUGAAGGAUUUUGGCCAGUUUGGGAAAUGGUUACUUUUCUUUUCUGGACUGGCAUUAAAUGGACAUUGACACUACUGAGAGAAGUUUUGUACCUUAAGACUUUUUUACAGAUAUGAUAUGAUCUAGAAGUAGCAUAGAGUAAGACCUACUGAUGGAGACACAUUUGUAUAGCAAGAGAAAGUGUUUACUUUUUUCCUGUACCAUUUGUCAAAGGACUUUUGUGUGCCUUUUUUACUAUUGUCUUUAUAAUAGUUUUUUAUUUAUUGAACACUCUAGUAUGUCUGUGAAAUUUUUUUUUUUUAACCGGAAAGAGCAAAAUCUUUUUUGUAUGUUAAAAAGAGAACAGUCUUCCAUGUAUUGGGCAAUAGAGAAAUCCAAACAAACGUCGACAAACAACUCUUGGACAAACUCAUCUGAAUAGGGAAACAUUAACAACCACAUUAUACGCACACUUAGUUACAUUUGUUUUUCAAUCUGAGCACAAUGUUUUUCUUUAUGAGUGGAAUUCAAAUGCUUAUGUGUUCACUCAUGCUUCAUGUUACAUGUUUAGUUUGUUAGUCUUUAUAUCAGAUGUCAGUCACAGUCAUACUGAAAUACAUCACCUAUUUUCAUACUCCAUCUCUUCAAACAUCAUCUUUUCUCUUCUUCCUUGUAACAGUCUGCAGACCAUUAGGGGCUUCCUACCUUUUCACACCAAAACUUGACUUUUAAUGCAAAAUGCUCAGUGAGGAUAUGGAAUCCUACACUUAAAACUAUAUGUUCAGGUAUUCCAGCUAAAUUUUCAGUUAAAUUAUUGGGACGUUUGACUUAUACGAUUUUGUUGUUUCAUUUUUGCAUCUAAUUGUUGCCGUGUUGGUGUGAAAUAGAGGUUAGUCCAGUUCAAACAAUAAUAAGAUAAAAUCAGCAGAAAUACAAGUCUGAAAAACAAACAGCUCAUUGACAACAAGCUGCUUAGAUCUAUGAUAAAAGAAAGAAACAAAGUCUGCCAAGGACGAAAUGCACAACAGUGGUGAAUCUAUUUUUAGCCCACAGGUAUGCUGCAGUCUUAAUAAUCCUGUUAGUUGGAACCGGUCCUGACCCCAGACCCAUCUGAUGUAACGCCCCCCUGCCCCUCUGCAAUCAGGCCCAGACCUGAUGAUGAAAGGUGCUCUCAUAGCCUCACCAAAGCCUAUUCCCGUGGUUUACAAACCCCUCUGGGACCCGAAGACACGACCCCAAAACAAUCAGGCCAGCUAUUUCUUCCUCACGAUAAAAAUCCCUCAAGUGUAGCGUCUGCUCAUUGACGUCAAUAGAAUUUUUUCCCUUCCCCAUUCACUGUAUGAAAUUUCCAGGACAGUUGGGUUAUUAGUAUUUGGCACAGAUAAAACAAAAAAGAUUUUAAAAAAGAGUCUUGUUCUAGUUUUAACCCCCCCCCCCCCCCCCCUCAAAAAAAAACAAAACAAAAAAACCCACAUUUUUGUCUCUUUACUAUUUCUUGGGGAAUAUGGUUUGAAAAUGGUUUGCAGACUCAACAUUUCUGCCCCCAUGGCUUCCACAACAAAAUUUUCUUGAUGUUCUAGUUGCAUCUAUAAUCACAUCUCUCAAUUUUCAUAUUGGUUUACUGAUAUGCUCAAAAGGUACUUCAUCUAAAUUCACUCCGGCAUCCUUAAGUGGCAAUCGUAUGUGUGCAGUAUGUAUGGAAGGUCAUGUAUGUGUGCGUGUUUGGAUGUGUUGACUUUGUCAUCAGGCCUUACCCCCAUCACUCCAAACCUUUGUCUCUACUGUUUGUUGCUAGGAGCUCAAGUUGGUCCUUUUUGCUGUUUAUAACAGUGUGUAUUUAUUCUAUACUUUAUGCUUGUAAAUAAGAAAUACUGGUUCAGUGUAAAAUCUAUUUUAAUUUAUAUGCACUUGCAUUACCUGGAAGUGGUGGUGUCUAAUGUGUAGAAAACUCUGGAUUAGAGUCUUUUUAUAUAUGUACUAUAUAUUUAUAUAUUCGCACAAUGUUUUGAGGCCCAGAGACAUGUUGUUGUCAGAUUGAGAACCUUGGAACUCCAAAGUAGCAUUUUUAUAUUAUAUAUAUAUAUAUAUAUAUAUAUAUAUAAAAUGCAUGAAUAUUAAACCAAAAAUGUUCUCACUUUGGUAUCACUUUCAAAUCUUAAUAUCUAGGUAUUUUUCCUUUUUAUGAAAAGUUUAGUCUCUCAGCUAAAUUUCAGCUUAGUUACAUUUCUUAAAUAGCCCAAAUUUUACAGAGGACUUUGCAUGUUCUCAUUUUAUUUCUUACAUAUUUGUUUUGAUGGAAAACAAUUUUGGUCCAACUGAGUAUUUGAAGCUACAGGGUUUUUAUCUGACAGCAGCAAUUUGGUAACCCAAAGGCGACAUAGUGGACAUCUUAAACUGCAUAGGCUUGGAUAUAGGAUACAUACAAGCUAGCUAAGGAACACAGAAGCUCAGUCAAUGCUUGGUAUCAAAGUACACAAAUAGCUUAUUUUCUCUUAGCAGCUUGUCACUACCGAAGCUUCUCCACCCAGCAUUUGAAUGCAGAUUGCUGAUAUAUAAGGCCAGAUACAGGUUAGACUGACAAACACAAAGCGAUUGUCUCCUUUUACACUUAACGCACUUCAUGUAAAAGUAGAUAACACAGGGACUGUAUUGGUAGCAUGCUACAAUACGCCCAGCACUGACGUGAAUAGUUCUGAAUUAACAACAAAACAUGAUCUUAUGUAACUGAUUGUGCUAAUGUGUGACCUCUUUCUGACCAAACCUGUUAGCAGUUUUGAAAUUCAAAUUUGUCAGUAUUAACAUGUUUAUCUAUGUUAUAGCUUUUUUGGUCCUAGUUGUGUCCAAAUGGUUAGCCAGAUUUAGCACUAUCUGCAUGAGAGAUGGGUUUUUAUUUUAUUUUAAAUGUCAAUAUGUUCAAGUCCGCCAGUUGUUGCAGGUGGGUUAUUAAAUGUUUCACACAAUGUAUGGUAUUAUAUUGUAUAUUGUGUCCAAGAAUAAAACUGAAAUACUUUUUUCUAUUAAGUGAUUAAAAGCAAAGCAUGAAUAUA
Micropterus dolomieu (smallmouth bass) is the source of this 6279-nucleotide messenger RNA. RefSeq names its product phosphodiesterase 4B, cAMP-specific a (gene pde4ba). The transcript has 15 exons. Bases 761 to 3001 code for a protein of 746 amino acids. Gene Ontology annotation, cellular component: perinuclear region of cytoplasm; nucleus; cytosol. Lineage: Eukaryota; Metazoa; Chordata; Actinopteri; Centrarchiformes; Centrarchidae. Gene Ontology annotation, molecular function: 3',5'-cyclic-AMP phosphodiesterase activity; transmembrane transporter binding. The record is from RefSeq and is a predicted model, not a curated record. Gene Ontology annotation, biological process: signal transduction.